GCUCAACCCUGUCCACGUCAACAUAGAAAUACACCACCAUGGACUUCAUGGCUCUGGAACCUUCUCUCUAUACAGUAAAAUCAGUCUUCAUUCUUGACAAUGAUGGAAACCGACUCUUUUCAAAGUAUUAUGACACUGAGCUCUACCCCUCCAUGAAAGAACAGAAGAACUUUGAGAGGAAUGUCUUCAACAAAACACACAAAGCUGACAAUGAAAUAGCGUUCGUAGAGGGGAUGACCAUUGUUUACAAAAGCAGCAUUGACCUCGUUUUCUAUGUGGUGGGCAGCGCUCAGGAAAAUGAGCUUAUGCUGAUGGUGGUUUUAAACUGCCUGUUUGACUCGCUCAGCCAGAUUCUGAGGAAGAAUGUGGAGAAGAGAUGUUUGCUGGAAAACCUAGAUGGAGUCUUUCUGGUAGUGGACGAAAUCAUAGACGGAGGGGUGAUUUUGGAGAGUGACCCCCAGCAAGUCAUUCAGAAAGUCAACUACAAGGCGGAUGAUAACCCCCUGUCUGAACAGAGUGUGGCUCAGCACAUCUCACAGAAACUGGCCAAGACCUCAACAGUUCUUCAGUCUGCAAAGGAGCAAAUCAAAUGGUCAAUACUAAAAUAAAAAAAUGGAAAAAGCUUUGGAGCAAAAGGGGAAACCUCAACGUCAUCGUUCAGUUUAACAUAAUAUACAGUAUAUAGCCUACAUUCUUGCGUCAUUGUGCCGCUGUAUAGGCCUACUUCAGAGGGAUUUUACACGUUUACAAUAAUAAUAAUAAUAAUAAUAAUAAUAAUAAUAAUAAUAAUAAUAAUAAUGCAUUAUAUAAGGGUGGUUUUGGAAGCUGGAAGUUACAAAGUAAUGCCGUGCCGUGUUUGUUUUCUGCGACGCGUGACACAUUACGGGGCGACAUGGCUCAGGCAGUAGGAGCAAUCGUCUGGCAGUCGGAGGGUUGCCGGUUCGAUCCCCCGCCCGGGCUGUGUCGAAGUGUCCCUGAGCAAGACACCUAACCCCCAAAUGCUCCUGACGAGCUGAUCGGCACCUUGCAUGGCAGCCAAUCGCCGUCGGUGUGUGAGUGUGUGUAUGUAUGGGUGAAUGAGAAGCAUCAAUUGUACAGCGCUUUGGAUAAAGGCGCUAUAUAAAUGCCAACCAUUUACCAUUAAAUAUUUUAGAGCAACAUUCCAAGAUAUUCAGCUAUUGUUGGCAGAUUUAACCUUUAAAUCUUUAAUAAUAACGGGUAGCCUCCAUGUCCUCUUUAUAUGUACAGUUUUUCAUAAUGUAGGCCUAUUUUUGUAAUGCCAAAGAUGCAACAUAUUUACUUCCUGUGGCAAUUGACAAACAAAAUAAUUAGCGUUUUAUUUAAUAUGGCUAACAGAAUGAUAUAGGCCUAAACAAAUAGCAUAGUUACGAAACUAUCCUGAGAAAACCGCACGUGGUAUUGUUGCUAAUGUCGGAUACGGCAUUAAAGCCUGCUUGAACACCAAAUUUGUACCGUUUAAUUUAUUUGGUAAACAGCUUUUCAUGAAAGUAAAUAUUGACCAGUAGAUAUAAGAUGAAGGGAAUACUUAAAUAAGUAGGUUAUGCAUUACAUUGUCUCACCAGAUAUCUUUACAUUUAUUCUCAUAGUAUAGGUUAUUAAUAGCGCCACAAAGAUUGUAAGAUGUUUAGACGGUCGUAACGUCGUGGUCAACUUGAAAAGAAAUAGCCUACAUUUUACCCCUCGUCAAUUCCAUGUCCAUAUGGAAAAGCUGUCUUGUCACUUUAGAUUCAACUGCAUGUGAAGAUGUCAAUGAUUCUGACAUUCUCAGCGGCCUUGUAAUGCUGAAUGACGCAAAGUUAAAUCCAGAAGUCAGAAGGGAUUUGGGUCAUUUUACUUAUAUAUUAUAAUUGCCAACAGGUUUUUAAACAGCUUCAUUAUUCGGUCUAAAUUUUUGACAUUGAAAGUAAUGUAAGAUUUCGGUCGGUUGUAUUGCUCAAUAACGCCUGUUGGACAUUUGUAAUGAAAUUCGCGUCUAAUCAGGGGAAAUUCUGACGCCAGAUGAAUUUCAAUAGCUAUGUUUUGUCGUAAACUUGUGUUUAUGUUAAACUGUUUCGUUACAUUUUAUUGUAAGUAUGCUUAGCCUAUUUCAAAGCACUGAAAAUGUUUUUUUGUUUUUGUUUGUUUCGGCCUACUAUGGAACAGGUAGCCUAUUUUUACUCAGUAAAAUAAUGUAAAAGAUCAUUCAUUGUGCAUACUAUAGGGUAUUUUACUGUCGACGAUUAAAUACUGGUUGACUAUGA
Messenger RNA from Conger conger (European conger), 2261 nucleotides. It is a transcript of the gene copz2, whose product is annotated as COPI coat complex subunit zeta 2. The coding region runs from base 39 to 608 and encodes 189 amino acids. The record is from RefSeq and is a predicted model, not a curated record. NCBI's taxonomy places the organism in Eukaryota, Metazoa, Chordata, Actinopteri, Anguilliformes, Congridae. The transcript has 10 exons. Gene Ontology annotation, cellular component: COPI vesicle coat. Gene Ontology annotation, biological process: intracellular protein transport; retrograde vesicle-mediated transport, Golgi to endoplasmic reticulum; intra-Golgi vesicle-mediated transport.